This is a messenger RNA of Acanthaster planci (crown-of-thorns starfish), 1564 nucleotides long. It is a transcript of the gene fkbp2, whose product is annotated as FKBP prolyl isomerase 2. NCBI's taxonomy places the organism in Eukaryota, Metazoa, Echinodermata, Asteroidea, Valvatida, Acanthasteridae. The record is from RefSeq and is a predicted model, not a curated record. Gene Ontology annotation, molecular function: peptidyl-prolyl cis-trans isomerase activity. Gene Ontology annotation, cellular component: endoplasmic reticulum. Gene Ontology annotation, biological process: protein peptidyl-prolyl isomerization.
CAAAGCCAUUAAGCAACCUCUUUCUCGGGGCUAGUUUGGAAGUUCGCCGUCUGCGGCCGUUCAGCUGAAGUUGAAUUUGCCGGGAAAAACCGGCUGGCCGGCCGCGCCGGCCGCGCCGGCCGCGCCCGCGUGUGGUCUACGUACAUGUACAUGUACAUGUACAUGGAUGUACGUACACUUCGCUUAUCGGCGUGGUACACGUGUCAUGUCUGUGUAAAUUUAACAUUGGAAGACGUUGGAUGCUACUACAUUGUAGGCCUGUACACCAUUCAAAAUUUUAUAACAAAUCUGUGUGCGACAGCGACAAAUUAAAGAAUCUAGGCAGAUUCAAGAGACCCACUCAAGAUGGUGCCUUGCAAGUCCAUAGUCAGUGCCAUUGUGCUGGUCAUUCUCGUCAUCAGCUGCACCUUCUUCACUGAUGUGGAGGCGGGAGAUAAACCCAAGAAGCUCCAGAUUGGCGUCAAGAAGAAAGUGGAGAACUGUGAGCAGAGGUCCAAAUCAGGGGACACGUUGCACAUGCAUUACACGGGAACUCUACAGGAUGGGACUGAGUUUGACAGCAGUAUACCAAGAGGUUCACCGUUCGUUUUUACCCUUGGUGCUGGCCAGGUGAUUAAAGGCUGGGACCAGGGACUUCUCAACAUGUGUGUAGGUGAGAAGAGGAAACUUGUUAUUCCAUCAGAUCUUGGCUAUGGAGACAGAGGAUCCCCUCCAAAGAUCCCAGGUGGUGCAACCUUGAUCUUUGAAGUGGAACUGAUGAAAAUUUAUAGGAAGAAGGAACUUUAAACAUCUCUUCAGUACAGGUCAAAUUUUUUGGAGUGAAACAAGCAAGAAGUCAGGAUAUUGUAAUACUUUCUAGAGUGCACAAUUUUUGUUUUUACUUAACUUAAUCAUGUCUCCUGGAUUUGUAAAAUAACAAUCGUGACCUAAUCUUUUCUGUUACUCGCCCUUACAUGUUGGUUCUGUUAUUGCCUUCACUGACCCUCUGUGGAUAUGAUGUUCAGACCCUGCUUGAUUAUGUCGCUUAAAUCAAGAUUAUUUGCCAAUAAUCGACUUUCUUCCUGAAAUUAAGGCUGUGGCCGAUACAGGCUUCCAGAGCUAUGGCUUGGUCUUUUGUCCGUGGGUCGCUGCCUGUUUCUAAGGAGACCUAGCCAUAGACAGUAAAUUUGGAUGCAGCCUGAGACUGAAGUACGUUUGAUCUGAUCCGAAUUCAGAGGUGGCGUUGUGAUGGAAACAGUUACAUAAGCCACUGCUGUGUAAAUCCAGAAUGAAUAAAAAAUCAACUGAUCCCAGAGCAGUACCAGUCAUUUGUUUAUUCAUGAAAACAUCUUGUCAACAGUCAUGAUUACAUAGCGAUUUUGGGGUUCUCAAAAGAUACUACAUAAAGUUCAACACCUUGAAAUCACUUUCAAAUCGCUAAAAAACAUGCAUGACCAAACCACUUUGAAGCAACAUGCAAUAUAAAAAUUACAUGAAGUAGUUUACAACAUGAAGCAAUAAUUCUUGAUAUUGAAUUUGUUAUUUUCAUUAUAAUAAAGGAAGAUCAGAUACAUGUUUUAAUGUG